CGGCCGGCGUGCGCUGCCGUCCGCCCCUCCCGGCCUCGCUCGGGUCUGCCCUGGCCGGUGCCCCUGCCGCGGAGGCAGCGGCGGCUGUGCGAGCUCGGCCGGCUGUGCCCGGGCGGCCCUCGGGUGCCCGCUCUCCCCUCGCCCUUCCCCGGUCCUCACCCCUCUCCGACCCCACCCGAGCCCGGCGCCUCGGCUGCCUCCGGCCAUGGCGUGCGGAGCCACUCUGAAAAGGACUCUGGAUUUCGACCCGCUGCUCAGCCCGGCGUCCCCGAAGAGGAGGCGAUGUGCGCCAUUAUCGGCGCCCACCUCGGCCGCCGCCUCCCCGUCGUCGGCGGCCGCGGCCACCGCCGCCUCCUUCUCGGCCGCGGCCGCCUCGCCGCAGAAGUAUCUCCGCAUGGAGCCGUCCCCCUUCGGCGACGUCUCCUCCCGCCUCACCACAGAACAAAUCUUGUACAACAUAAAACAAGAGUAUAAACGCAUGCAAAAGAGAAGACAUUUAGAAACGAACUUCCAGCAGACAGAUCCGUGUUGUAGUUCUGACGCACAGUCACAUGCAUUUCUCCUCAGUGGACCCGCUUCACCAGGGACAUCAUCCGCAACCUCCUCACCAUUAAAAAAAGAACAGCCCUUAUUUACCCUACGGCAGGUUGGAAUGAUCUGUGAACGUUUGUUGAAAGAACGUGAAGAGAAAGUGCGAGAAGAGUAUGAAGAAAUAUUGAACACAAAACUUGCAGAACAAUAUGAUGCAUUUGUGAAGUUUACGCAUGAUCAGAUAAUGCGACGAUAUGGAGAACAGCCUGCUAGUUAUGUUUCAUGAAUGAACGUUUUCUGCAUUUGUGGGCUGCCUUCUUUCUUGUCGAGUUGUUGCAGGAGGUCCCAAAUAAGACAUGCAGCAAUGCCAACACCCCCUGUGAAUACAGGUUAUUUCAAGCUUUUGUCGGUGGCAACCACUCUUAGGCAGCAGCAGUUGGUUUUGAAAUUUCCCUGAUGUCAGUACCACCUGGAUGUGGACCUUUGCUACCUGUAUUACUACCAGUGGCCUCAUUUUGCUGUAUCAUUACAAUUUGGCUUCUUAUGUGUUUGGAAAGGAUUAAAGCUGGUAUUCUAGAACAUGCCCUUUGCUGGUUGUGUAAAUAAAACUGUAGAAUGACACUUCA
Ochotona princeps (American pika) is the source of this 1157-nucleotide messenger RNA. RefSeq names its product akirin 2 (gene AKIRIN2). Gene Ontology annotation, molecular function: transcription coregulator activity. The transcript is spliced from 5 exons. Gene Ontology annotation, biological process: positive regulation of innate immune response; positive regulation of transcription by RNA polymerase II. Bases 206 to 817 code for a protein of 203 amino acids. Gene Ontology annotation, cellular component: chromatin; nucleus. NCBI's taxonomy places the organism in Eukaryota, Metazoa, Chordata, Mammalia, Lagomorpha, Ochotonidae. The record is from RefSeq and is a predicted model, not a curated record.